Molecule: messenger RNA, 3651 nt
Organism: Castor canadensis (American beaver)
Lineage: Eukaryota; Metazoa; Chordata; Mammalia; Rodentia; Castoridae
Gene: Kif5a
Product: kinesin family member 5A
Biological process (GO): microtubule-based movement
Molecular function (GO): ATP binding; microtubule motor activity; microtubule binding
Source: RefSeq, a predicted model, not a curated record
GCCCCACCUUUCGGUGGUCGAGGUCCUGCGGAUCGCCCCCUGCAAGGAGGCCCCGCCCCCGCUGCUCCGUCGCGCCCCGCCCAGGCCCGCAGCGCGGCUGCAGCGCAAGGGGCGGAGAGGCAGAGCGCGCAGAGAGGACCAGACGCCCAGGUCGCCCGCAUCCCGGUGCUGCAGGAGACCCAGCGCGCGCCCCGGCCCUGCUUCGCCGCCUGCGCCCGGGCGUCCCAGCUGCUUUCUCGGCCCCAGCGACCGAGCACCUGUCCUUCACCUCGGCCUCAGCGGAGCGCUGCCUCCCGUUCGGAGCACACACUACCCCCUGCAGCCGAAGUGCCCAGCACCGCGCCCGCGACCACCAUGGCGGAGACCAACAACGAAUGCAGCAUCAAGGUGCUUUGCCGAUUUCGGCCCCUGAACCAGGCCGAGAUUCUGCGGGGGGACAAGUUCAUCCCCAUUUUCCAAGGGGAUGACAGCGUCGUUAUUGGGGGGAAGCCAUAUGUCUUCGACCGUGUAUUCCCCCCAAACACGACUCAGGAGCAAGUUUACCAUGCAUGUGCCAUGCAGAUCGUCAAAGAUGUCCUUGCUGGCUACAAUGGCACAAUUUUUGCUUAUGGACAGACAUCCUCAGGGAAAACACAUACCAUGGAGGGAAAGCUACAUGACCCUCAGCUGAUGGGAAUCAUUCCUCGAAUUGCCCGAGACAUCUUCAACCACAUCUACUCCAUGGAUGAGAACCUUGAGUUCCACAUCAAGGUUUCUUACUUUGAGAUUUACCUGGACAAAAUUCGUGACCUCCUAGAUGUGACCAAGACAAACCUGUCUGUGCAUGAGGACAAGAAUCGGGUGCCAUUCGUCAAGGGUUGUACUGAGCGAUUCGUGUCCAGCCCAGAGGAGAUUUUGGAUGUGAUUGAUGAGGGAAAAUCAAAUCGUCAUGUGGCUGUCACCAACAUGAAUGAGCAUAGCUCUCGAAGCCACAGCAUAUUCCUUAUCAACAUCAAGCAGGAGAACAUGGAGACUGAGCAGAAGCUGAGUGGAAAGCUGUAUCUUGUGGACCUGGCAGGGAGUGAGAAGGUCAGCAAGACUGGAGCAGAGGGAGCUGUGCUGGAUGAGGCAAAGAAUAUCAACAAGUCACUGUCAGCCCUGGGGAAUGUGAUCUCUGCACUGGCUGAGGGCACAAAAAGCUACGUUCCAUAUCGUGACAGCAAAAUGACACGGAUUCUCCAGGACUCUCUGGGAGGGAACUGCAGGACAACCAUGUUCAUCUGCUGCUCACCAUCCAGUUACAAUGAUGCAGAAACCAAGUCCACGCUGAUGUUUGGGCAGAGGGCAAAGACUAUUAAGAACACUGCUUCAGUGAAUCUGGAGUUGACUGCUGAGCAGUGGAAGAAGAAAUAUGAGAAGGAGAAGGAGAAGACCAAGGCUCAGAAGGAGACAAUUGCAAAACUGGAGGCUGAGCUGAGUCGGUGGCGCAAUGGAGAGAAUGUGCCUGAGACCGAGCGCCUGGCUGGAGAGGAUGAGACACUGGGAGCUGAGGUCUGUGAGGAGACCCCUGUGAAUGACAACUCAUCCAUUGUGGUGCGCAUCGCACCAGAGGAGCGGCAGAAAUAUGAGGAGGAGAUCCGCCGCCUCUAUAAACAGCUUGACGACAAGGAUGACGAGAUCAACCAGCAGAGCCAACUCAUCGAAAAGCUCAAGCAGCAAAUGCUGGACCAGGAGGAGCUGCUGGUGUCCACUCGAGGAGACAACGAGAAGGUUCAGCGGGAGCUGAGCCACCUGCAGUCAGAGAAUGACGCUGCAAAGGAUGAGGUGAAGGAAGUGCUGCAGGCCCUGGAGGAGCUGGCAGUGAACUAUGACCAGAAGUCCCAGGAGGUGGAGGAGAAGAGCCAGCAGAACCAGCUUCUGGUGGAUGAGCUGUCCCAGAAGGUGGCCACCAUGCUGUCCCUGGAGUCUGAGUUGCAGCGGCUCCAGGAGGUCAGUGGACACCAGCGAAAACGAAUCGCUGAGGUGCUGAAUGGGCUAAUGAAGGACCUGAGUGAGUUCAGCGUCAUCGUGGGCAACGGGGAGAUUAAGCUGCCAGUGGAGAUCAGCGGGGCCAUCGAGGAGGAGUUCACCGUAGCCAGGCUCUACAUCAGCAAAAUCAAAUCAGAAGUCAAGUCUGUGGUCAAGCGGUGCCGGCAGCUGGAGAACCUCCAGGUGGAAUGUCAUCGCAAGAUGGAGGUGACUGGGCGUGAGCUCUCAUCCUGCCAGCUCCUCAUCUCGCAGCAUGAGGCUAAGAUCCGCUCGCUUACGGAAUACAUGCAAAGUGUGGAGCUGAAGAAGCGGCACCUGGAAGAGUCCUAUGAUUCUCUAAGUGAUGAACUGGCCAAGCUCCAAGCCCAGGAAACUGUGCAUGAAGUAGCCCUGAAGGACAAGGAACCUGAUACACAGGAUGCAGAUGAAGUGAAGAAGGCUCUGGAGCUGCAGAUGGAGAGUCACCGAGAGGCCCAUCACCGGCAGUUGGCUCGACUCCGGGAUGAGAUCAAUGAGAAACAGAAGAUUAUUGAUGAGCUCAAAGAUUUGAACCAGAAGCUCCAGUUAGAGCUGGAGAAGCUUCAAGCUGACUAUGAGAAGCUGAAGAAUGAAGAGCAUGAGAAGAGUGCCAAGCUUCAGGAGCUGACAUUUCUGUACGAGCGACAUGAGCAGUCCAAGCAGGACCUCAAGGGUCUGGAGGAGACAGUUGCCCGGGAACUCCAGACCCUCCACAACCUUCGCAAGCUGUUCGUUCAAGACGUCACAACUCGAGUCAAGAAAAGUGCAGAAAUGGAGCCCGAGGACAGUGGGGGGAUUCAUUCCCAAAAACAGAAGAUUUCCUUUCUUGAGAACAACCUGGAACAGCUUACAAAGGUUCACAAACAGCUGGUACGUGACAAUGCAGAUCUGCGUUGUGAGCUUCCUAAAUUGGAAAAACGACUUAGGGCUACGGCUGAGAGAGUUAAGGCCUUGGAGGGUGCACUGAAGGAGGCCAAGGAGGGUGCCAUGAAAGAUAAGCGCCGGUACCAGCAGGAGGUGGACCGCAUCAAGGAGGCUGUGCGGUACAAGAGCUCGGGCAAGCGGGGCCAUUCCGCCCAGAUUGCCAAACCUGUGAGGCCUGGCCACUACCCUGCAUCCUCACCCACCAAUCCCUAUGGAACCCGGAGCCCCGAGUGCAUCAGUUACACUAACAGCCUCUUCCAGAACUACCAGAAUCUGUAUCUGCAGGCUGCACCUAGUUCCACCUCAGAUAUAUACUUUGCUAACUCCUGUAACAGCAGUGGAGCCACGUCUUCUGGCAGCCCCUUGGCUUCCUAUCAGAAGGCUAACAUGGACAAUGGAAAUGCCACAGAUAUCAACGACAAUAGGAGUGACCUACCAUGUGGCUAUGAGGCUGAGGACCAGGCCAAGCUUUUCCCUCUCCAUCAAGAGACAGCAGCCAGCUAAUCUUCCAGUGAAGGCUACAUACCUGCACUUUCAGUUUCUAAGAGGGACUGAGACCUCUUUCAGCAUGCUGCAAAACCUGUGGUCUCUGAUACUAACUUCCUCCCCAACCCUUGUUGUUGGACUGUACCGUUUGAUGUCUUCUCCUACUUACUCUGUAUAUCUUUGUACUCUGUAUCUGUAUAUCAGAAGCUGCUGCUA